GCCGUGGCUGAAUGCUGCGCCCGGCCCUCUGACCCCACCACAAUGACAGGCCGCGCCCCGGGGUCUGAGCCGUGGUGAGGCGCGGCUCCGGGCCUUUUCUGCUCCGGGCUCCUCUGACGGGCCGUUCUGCGGCCAGUACGGGAGAGGACUUAGGAUGGGCUAGCCAUGAAAGAGAAGGCGUGGGGAGCCGGCGGGACGUGGGAAACCAGCACCACCCCGGGCCAGGGGCGCGCAGAGUCGGCCGGCCCGGAAGCGCGGGCCCCGCGUCGGCCGGAAGCGCGACUAGGGAGGCGGAAGCUGCGGCUCCCGCGCUGUGCCGCGGCUGCGGUGGGAACUCGGCGGCCCAGCCAACGUCCACGGCCCUCUGCCAGCCGGCGCCGGGACGGGCUGGAGCGCGGCAGGUAGAAGGACCCGGCGCGGCCGUGGGAAAGGACUCAUUUAAAGGCCAGCCUUUUCUGAUCGGUUUGUUAUCGUGAGGAAGAAGAAAAAAUGUCGCAAAAGCAGAUGAAGGAAGCUUUUGUCAGUAACCACAAUGGAACCAGCGUGCUGGAAAUUACCCAGGGCUUGUGCUUACCUGCAUUCUGUAUCCUGUGCAGAGGGCUGCUGAUUGUUCUCUCACAGCACUUGUGUUUUUUUCCACAUACCUGGAGAUCUGGAUUCUUCAUUGACUUUGUUUUCCUAAUAGUUCCCCUGGUGACCACUUUGACCAUUUUGUCUUCAUUUAUCUUACUUGAGCACCUCGCUGUAAUUAUCUUUGGGGCAGGGCUAUUGUAUCAAAUAUACUGCAGGAGAACUUGCUUUGCUAGAAUGCCUGUCCAAAAAAUCCUUGAAAAAUUCUUAAAAACCAGUGUAGAAUCAGAAUACAUUCCAGCCAUCUCCUGUUUCCGUGUAAUUAACAGUGCAUUUACUGCUGUUGCUAUUUUGGCUGUGGACUUCCCACUUUUUCCCAGAAAAUAUGCCAAAACCGAGCUCUACGGGACAGGAGCAAUGGAUUUUGGAGUAGGAGGCUUUGUUUUUGGGGCUGCAAUGGUUAGUCCAGAGAUUAGGAGAAAAUGUAUGGAAGGGUCCAGAUUUUACUAUCUUACCAAGUCAUUAUACUCUGUUUGGCCAUUAGUCUUCCUAGGAAUGGGACGAUUAGUCAUUAUAAAAUCCAUAGGCUAUCAAGAACAUUUAACUGAGUAUGGAGUUCACUGGAACUUUUUCUUUACAUUAGUAGUUGUGAAAUUGAUAACAUCACUGCUUUUGAUUUUUUCCCCCCUAAAUAAAUCCUGGCUUGUGGCCAUGAGUAUUACUGUCUUGUACCAGCUAGCCCUUGACUUAACCCCAUUGAAAAGGUUGAUUUUGUAUGGCACUGAUGGCAGUGGCACGAGGAUUGGUUUAUUAAAUGCCAACCGAGAAGGGAUAUUCUCUACCUUGGGGUAUGUGGCAAUACACAUGGCUGGUGUGCAGACAGGAUCAUAUGUGCUUAAAAAAAGAUCACAUAUCAAAGACGUGAUAAAAGUAGCAUAUUGUAUUCUACUGACAGCUGUUAGCCUCUUUAUAUCUCUUUAUGUGGUUCAGGUAAAUGUAGAAGCAGUAUCUCGAAGAAUGGCCAAUUUAGCCUUUUGUAUUUGGAUAGUUGCUUCUAGCCUGAUCCUUCUUAGCAGUUUAUUACUGGGUGAUAUAAUUUUGAGUUUUGCCAAGUUUGUAAUUCAAGGGGCUGUAGUACCAUGUUCUUGGCAACUGAUCCAGUCGCCUGCUACAAAUAAAAAGCAUUCAGAAUCUGUAGUUUCUGAAGCUGAAAGAAAGGAACCCAGUUUUUGUCUAAUCACAGCUAUGAACAGAAAUCAGUUGAUUUUUUUCUUGCUGUCAAAUGUAACAACUGGCCUGAUCAACCUGUUGGUAGAUACAUUGCACAGCAGUACCUUGUGGGCCUUAUUUGUGCUCAAUCUCUAUAUGUUUACCAACUGUUUAAUUGUAUAUAUGCUACACUUGCAAGAUAAGACUGUAAAAUUUUGGUGAUCAAUAGGGGUAGGAUGUACCUGUGUUUGAGCAAUAUUAAUGAGGAAGAAUAAUAAAUGUGAAGAAAAUGGGCUUUUGGCAAUCCAGUGUUAACUAUAUUUUAUUAUAAAAUUAAGUUUCAAUCCUUCUCUAUAAGCGUAGUGAUGCUUAAUAUUUUAAUGUAUCUCAACACUGUAAAACCAAUGGAGAAGAAACAAAGUCCCUGACUUGUUAGAAAUUCUAUUUAUUAAAUUUCAGUAUUUUAAAGAUACUUGUUUAUAGUUGGGACACUGGAAGAUUGGAGCAUGGGAAGGAAGGUUUUUACUUUCCAUCUUAUACCAUUCUGUAUUUUUUAUUGUAUGUAUUUUAAUAUUUACAUGAAAACAUCUCUGUGAAUUGUGGAAUUGUCAACACUUCUUUACUGCUCAAUUUUAAUCUUUUAUAAAAACCUAAAUAUGAGAAAACAAGUGUUUAAAUUUAUGGCAUGUGGUCUGACUGAUCUGCUGCUGCUUCUCAGUGACGCUCCUUCAUCCUUUUCGAGGUCAUAAAUGUCAGUGAGUUUAUGUCUCAACAGUUAGACAUUGAAUCAUGACUUAAAAGGACAAAAAUGUUUUUCCACCUCAUAUUAUGACAGUCAUAUAAGAGAAAGCUAAUGAAAUAUUCAUAAAAACAAGAAUUAGUAAAAAAGACCAUUCUGACUUAAUUCUACUUUACAGAAGAAAGAAAGAGACCUUUGUUGAAUCAAAGAUUUAUUGAGCUCCAAUGUACCAGGCACAGGUGCUGGAGAAACAACAGAAAAUAAGACGAAGUCCCUGCCUUAAGGGGAUUACAUUUUAACUUGUGAACAUUUUUUUCCCUUUAAAAAAAUGUUAGCGGGGAAAGUGUCUUUU
This is a messenger RNA of Rhinolophus ferrumequinum (greater horseshoe bat), 2870 nucleotides long. It is a transcript of the gene PIGW, whose product is annotated as phosphatidylinositol glycan anchor biosynthesis class W. Gene Ontology annotation, biological process: protein localization to plasma membrane; GPI anchor biosynthetic process. Gene Ontology annotation, molecular function: glucosaminyl-phosphatidylinositol O-acyltransferase activity. The record is from RefSeq and is a predicted model, not a curated record. The transcript is spliced from 2 exons. Gene Ontology annotation, cellular component: membrane; endoplasmic reticulum. Bases 490 to 2001 code for a protein of 503 amino acids. Lineage: Eukaryota; Metazoa; Chordata; Mammalia; Chiroptera; Rhinolophidae.